AUGGGUUCCUAUUCCUUAGAAAAAGAGAACCAUACCUCACAAAGAGAUGACACUGAUGUCGUCCUCUUAGCCAUGGUGCUUGGUUCCAAUGUGGUUUUUCCUGCAGCUCUUAAUGCUGCAAUUCAGCUCAACUUGUUUGAGAUCAUUGCAAAGGAAAGCUCACCUGAGAGUAGUGGAUUCAUGUCACCCCUUGAAAUUGCUUCCAAGUUACCAACUCAACACACUGAUUUGCCAAAUAGGCUUGAUCGUAUGUUACGUUUGCUUGCUAGCUACUCUCUCCUUACUGUUUCCACUCGCACCAAUGAAGAUGGUAGCAUGGUGAGAGUUUAUGGGAUCUCAUCAUCUGGUAAAUAUUUCGUCUCUGAUGAAAAUGGUGAUGGUUACCUCGCCUCAUUCACAUCAUUUCUGUGUCACCGUGUGUUGUUAGAAGUAUGGCUGAAUUUUAAGGAAGUUGUUAUUGAUCCUGAGAUAGACUUAUUCAAGAAAGUUCAUGGAAUGUCCAAGUUCGAGUAUUUUGGGAAAGACCCAGAGAUAAAUCACGUAUUUAACAAAGCAAUGGAUGACAUAUGCACAACUCAUAUGAAAAAAAUACUUGGAGAAUACACAGGAUAUGAGGGCAUAUCAACUUUAGUUGACGUAGGUGGGGGAACUGGACAAUGUCUCAAAAUGAUUAUCACCAAAUACCCUUCAAUUAAGGGGAUUAAUUUUGACCUCCCACAUGUGAUUGAAAACGCACCAUCCCUUCCAGGGAUUGAGCACAUUGGAGGGAAUAUGUUUGAAGGUGUUCCACAGGGUGAUGCCAUAAUACUAAAGGCUAUAUGCCAUAAUUGGUCGGAUGAAAAAUGCUUAGAAGUUUUAAGCAAUUGUCACAAAGCUUUGCCACCAAAUGGGAAGGUCAUUGUUGGGGAUUUCAUACUGCCAGAAGAGCCAGAACCUACAAAAGAAUAUAAAGUGAUCUCAAUUCUUGAUAACAUCAUGUUUAUUACACCUGGUGGAAGGGAAAGAACAGAGAAACAAUUUGAGAGUUUGGGAAAGCAUUCUGGAUUUUCUAAGUUUCAAGUUGUUUGUCGUGUUUUCUCUUCACUCGGAGUGAUGGAAUAUUACAAAUAA
Molecule: messenger RNA, 1110 nt
Organism: Abrus precatorius (Indian licorice)
Lineage: Eukaryota; Viridiplantae; Streptophyta; Magnoliopsida; Fabales; Fabaceae
Product: isoliquiritigenin 2'-O-methyltransferase-like
Exons: 4
Coding region: 1-1110 (369 amino acids)
Biological process (GO): methylation
Molecular function (GO): protein dimerization activity; S-adenosylmethionine-dependent methyltransferase activity; O-methyltransferase activity
Source: RefSeq, a predicted model, not a curated record